Messenger RNA from Triticum aestivum (bread wheat), 1469 nucleotides. RefSeq lists its product as uncharacterized. The record is from RefSeq and is a predicted model, not a curated record. Lineage: Eukaryota; Viridiplantae; Streptophyta; Magnoliopsida; Poales; Poaceae. The transcript is spliced from 3 exons. Gene Ontology annotation, molecular function: zinc ion binding. Bases 5 to 1033 code for a protein of 342 amino acids.
GGAAAUGCCAAUUAAGUCAAUGUUGGACCAAAUUAUGUGGAAGCUAACAAACAGGAUUGUUGGUAAGCAGAGAGAGGCAGAGAAAUGGACAGGCAGAUUAUGUCCCAAGAUACAGAAGAAAUUGGACAAGUAUGUGGAGUGGGCAAAGAACUGCAGGGUGCAAGAGUAUGGGCAAGGUGUUUUCAAGGUUUUCUCUUUGAACAACACAUACAUUGUUGACCUGAACAUGCUUUCUUGUGAAUGCAAAAGGUGGGUACUAUCUGGCAUACCUUGCCAUCAUGCAAUUGCAUGUUUUAGGCAUGAGAGAAUUGAGCCAGAGAGCAUGGUCCAUUCAUGCUACACUGUUGAGGAAUAUAAGAAGUGUUAUGGAUUUAAUAUGAUGCCAAUGACGGACCCACAACAAUGGGAAAAAAUGCAUGGCAUUGCUGUUCACCCACCCCUGUACACAAAAGUAAUGGGCAGGCCUAAGAAGAACAGGAAAAAAGAUCCAGAAGAGAAGAAGGACAAGACUGGGGUGAAAAAAUUGAGCAAACAUGGUGUGACCAUGCAUUGUUCUGUUUGUGGAGCUGCUAACCAUAACAAGAAGGGCCACCACAAUCAUGUUAAUCAAACAACAACUGAGGAAACAACAAUUGAAGAAGAAUAUGACGAUCCAAGCAUAAUUGCUAACAUCAUGCCACACAGAGUCUACCCUCAACUCGAUCCAACACAAACCCCUGACUCAAUGGUUUACAAGAUGCAAGAAAUGGAGAAGUUUACAUAUCCAGCACCUAGGGAAUUUGCCCCCCUACCUGAGUCUAGCUUCAUUGCCAAUGCCAGAGACUCAAUUCCUAUGGUUAGAGUUACAACAGCCAUGUCAAGAGGCAGGGUGAGAAAGACUGCCAAUGAGAAAGUUGCAAGGCCAAGAAAAAAGCAGGCAAGGGAAGGCAAUAUUGCAAUGGGAAGCAAUGUUGCAACAACUGGAAGCAAUGCUCCAACAAGUGGGGCCAAUGCAAGAGGAGGUGGCAAUGCAAGAGGAGGGGCCAAUGCAUGAGGAGGGGCCAAUGCAAGAGGAGGGGCCAAUGCAAGAGGAGGUGGCAAUGUAAGAGGAGGUGGCAAUGCAAGAGGAGCAAGAGCUGCUGCUCCAAGUUUCUACAACUUGCUAUUUGGACCCGAUGGAUCCACAAUACAUGAACCGCCACUUGUCAUGCAGGGUGAGGAGGAGGUCAUUUUUAGCCAAAAUACACCAGGAGCUAGCCAGGAUCCUUAUCUCUAUGAUGAAGGUUGGCCUGAUGAUUUGCAUGACUUUUUGUCUUUGUAGUUUACAUUACAUGCAUCUUUAGGUGAAAGUCUGAUGGAGUUCAUGAAUGAACUUGUUGGUUUGGUGAUGGAGUUCAUGAAUGAACUUGUGGUCUCUAGUUCAGUAGUUAUUUAGAAGACAAUGUGAUAACAGUUAUGUCACUUUUGGUUUGGUUCGUACGACUAAGAAA